Messenger RNA from Sinocyclocheilus rhinocerous, 686 nucleotides. RefSeq names its product ferritin, heavy subunit-like. The record is from RefSeq and is a predicted model, not a curated record. Bases 213 to 686 code for a protein of 157 amino acids. Gene Ontology annotation, cellular component: cytoplasm. Lineage: Eukaryota; Metazoa; Chordata; Actinopteri; Cypriniformes; Cyprinidae. The transcript has 6 exons. Gene Ontology annotation, biological process: iron ion transport; intracellular iron ion homeostasis. Gene Ontology annotation, molecular function: ferrous iron binding; ferric iron binding.
CGGGAUUUAUUUAUGGUCCAGAAUAACUCGUGUGUGUAUGUUUAUGUCAACAACAACCCUAUAAUUCACGACACGCUCUACUGCGACUCAUUUCAUUCGUGUUUGGGACAGAGAGCUGCUCCAGUCUCUCGUUUUGGGUCUGUCUGAUUUGUUUUAAGCAAUACGGACAUAUUGUGAAAUCACGCGUGGUAAUUCAUAUUGUCUCAGGAAUCAUGACUUCUCAGGUGAGGCAGAGCUUCCAUCAGGAGUGUGAGGCAGCCAUUAACAGACAGAUUUACCUGGAGCUCUACGCCUCUUAUGUCUACCUGUCCAUGGGGUAUUAUUUUGACAGGGAUAACAAGUCUUUGCCCAACUUUGCCAAGUUUUUCCGCGAGCAGUCUAAGGAGGAGCGAGAACAUGCGGAGAAGCUGAUGAGUCUGCAGAACCAAAGAGGAGGACGGAUCUACCUGCAGGACAUCAAGAAGCCGGAUCGGGAUGAGUGGGGCAGCGGUCUGGAAGCGCUGGAAUGUGCUCUGGCUCUGGAAAAGAGUGUAAAUCUGUCCUUACUGGAGCUUCACAAGGUGGCAACUCAACACAAUGAUCCACAUGUUUGUGAUUUCCUGGAGACAAUUAACUUAAAUGAUUUUACACCCAACAGAUCCCCCUCAGCCAAUGAGAUUCCAGAGUCGUUGGCAGAGUUGUGCUGA